UGGAAAGACAAAAAGUUGAUUUGUUCCUCAGAGGCUGCAGCUCAGCACAUCCAGCCAAAUUCACGUCUUUGUGCGUCAGUGCUUGUUUCUGUGGGCGAGGACACAUAUGGUGAUGAGACUGAGCACAUGUGUUAUUGUCGCCUCCUACAAGUUAAUCUCUGAAGAGGAGGUGUGGUUGCCUCCUUCUUGUUUUGGAUCCCAAAACUGAAUAUUCAACAGCGUUUUGCAUCAAGCUUUUCAUCGAACAUCAGUGUUUACUGAGAAACAUCCUCGGGUGGUUCGAUUUUGAUACUUUACCUGGUUUUGGUCUUCUGACAUCUCUCUAAAAUGAGUUUCAGCAGUGAUAUGGAUGAGACAGAAGAAGGGAGCAACAGAGAGUUUGAGAGCGUGGAGAUGAAUAAGCUGCGUCAGAGCCUGCACAGGAAGAAGCCCACCUACGUGCCGGAGGCCAGCCGGCCGCACCAAUGGCAGGCAGACGAAGAGGCUGUACGAAAGGGCAAAUGCAACUUUCCUGUCCGGUACCUCGGUCUGGUGGAGGUAGAGGAGUCCAGAGGGAUGCAUGUGUGCGAAGAAGCAGUGAAAAAACUGAAAGUGUGUGGGAAAAAAACUGUCAAGGCUGUGCUUUGGGUGUCUGCCGAUGGCCUGAGAGUAGUGGACGACAAAACCAAGGACCUCAUUGUUGACCAGACCAUUGAGAAGGUGUCCUUCUGCGCACCUGACCGUAAUUAUGAUAAGGCAUUCUCCUACAUCUGUCGUGAUGGAACGACUCGCCGCUGGAUGUGCCACUGCUUCAUGGCCUUGAAGGACUCGGUGAGGAGAACCCAGCGGGGAUUAAUUCUUCAGACUCUAUUCCCCGCAAAACUAGAUUCUAAAAGGGGAAUUAUGGGUUUUCCAGAGAUGGAUCUAUCAGUGGCAGUAGAGGCGGACAGCUUAAACGCUCUGUGCAGCCAAAUCAACAGCUCUUUCACCAAACCAUCUGAGGAUCUGUGUGCCAAAGCCACCAGCAACUGCUUACCAGUUUACAGCGCUCCACCUGCCAUUCCUCCUCCACCUGCUCCACUGCAAGCUACAAACUCAUGGGUUCAGACAGAGCCUGCUGUGCAGUCCCCUCCGCCCGUUCCUCAGGGUGGCCACAAACGAACCCCAUCCGAAGCAGAACGCUGGCUGGAGGAGGUGGCUAAAGUGGUGAAAGCCCAGCAGCAGACUCCACCAACCCUACCACCACCACCCACUCAGCAACCUCCGCCCAUGCCCAUCGCACCCGGGUCCCUCCCCUCCUCCAUGCAACCGUUCCCAAUGGCCUUUGACGUCACUCCUGCGCCCGUAGGCAUGUUCUCUCAACAGCCUCUUCAACCGGCUUUUGUACCUAUGCAGCCAUACAUGGCCAACAGCAUGACCUAUCCCAAUGCCAGUGUGCCCGUGGUGGGCAUCACACCAUCGCAGAUGGUGGCUAAUGUAUUCUGCACUGCGGCCGGGACAGGAGGUGGUGGAGCGGCGAUGGGGGUCGGGAUGGGGCCGAAGACGGGAAUGCUUGUUGGUGGCCAACAAUCGGCUUUCCCCACCCUGUCCGGAGGCUUCCCAACCACCACGUUCACCUCUCCUCCAACCGUCAACGGCCACCCGCAUAACUCCUUUCCAUCAACGACCACGACUACGAGUGUCACGCAAAACGGUAGUACCGUAAAAAGUGGUACUGGUUGGCCGAUGGAGAGUCUGAAUCCGAAUCCCACGUGCAGUUCCCAGGAAGCAGAGCAUUUUGAUGCAAAGUGGGCUGCUCUGGAGUCCAAAUCGCAACCGAAGGCGCAAAACCCUUUUUCGAAUGACUUACAAAAGACUUUUGAGAUUGAACUAUAAUCUUAAGGAGACUCUGAAAGAGGCUGAACUAUUUCAUACCCCAUUCCCCUUCCCCUUUUUUUGUCUCCUAAAGAGUUUUCUUAUGCUCCUGGUCUGUUUGAGGGCAUUGGUUGUUGUAAGAGAUCAUUUGGGUGCAUUUUGCGUCAUUUCGAGAAUCAGACUCUAGAUUUGGAGAAUUGAAAGGCCGUCACAACAUGUUUGGCACUUACAAGACAGCUUGAAAGAGAAACCUGCACAGUACUUUCACCAGUAAUGACCCAUGCUUGGAAAAUGAAUGAUUUUACCUAAAGGAAAUACUGAAAUUAGGGGAUGGUUGAAAUGUAUUUAUUGUUUUCCCUUAUUUAUUUAUAUUGAACAGGGUUAAGGAUUACAGGUGGAAUAGAUUGACUACUUGACAAUUGAUUCACCAAAUGAUAGAUGAAAUAAUUAGAGUUACAUUAUCUUGAGUUUACAUUGUGGUGUAAAUAGCAUGCUUUCGGUUUACUUUAUUGAUUGCCUAUUUCUGUUGCCAUUCAAUUUCAUUAAUUCCAAAUGAACCAUUGAAGCAUCCGCUCUGAACCAAGUGGAUACCAAAAGUUCCACCAACAGGCACAUUCCAACCCUGAAUAUGCAAUCGAGACCCAACAUGCAAUGGAAAACUAGACCGAAAUGCCACUGUAGUGACCUUGACCUCUGGUUAUUAACCUUUUAGAGAACAUUUGGAACAUUUCUGAGGUUUAUAGUUUUAUUUUUAUAAUCCGUUUAGCCAGACCUGUUCAAAUAUAUGAAUUUGGUCGACCUUAACAUUAUCUUCAAUGGGUUCAUGGGGCUUCUCUGUUGUUAAGAAUGAAUUUCAGAAACUCUGGGACCAUGCUAGGAUGGUAAAAUGACCAAAUGUAUUAGAAUGGGUGGUUGUGAAGAGCAAGUGUAAGAAAAUAUUAGAAAAAGGUUAAAGAUGGAGGUUAUAGUGUUCGUUUUUUGCAAGCAAUGGAACGACGACAUGGACUCUUAAAGGGACAGAGUCCCUUUCAUGCAUGCUUAAAAUAUCCCAUAUUACAGUAUGUUAAAACAUUGAAUAUGCAUAUUAGCCUUGACUUUUGUUUCUUAUCACCACUUUUUCACUCGUUCUGGUCUAAGAAAGGGAAUAAUUGUCUUUAAUUGCAGGUGAAUAAUGUCACACACUCUACAUAAUAAGAUCUCAUGCAGUUAUUGUAAAAAUAGAUUUGAAUCCUGCUCAUUCAAGAGGUUCAUAUGUUCCCACCGUGGAGCGUGUAGGCACAUUUAUCGUUCAAUAAUGCUCAAUGGUUUGUAUUUUUGUUUUCUUUGGAAAAUAUUAUCCAAGUGUACGAAAAGACGUUGAAUGAUCUUUCUGGAGUGUGUGGAGCCUGCAGGUGUCAAAGCUAGAUGAUCAAAGUCAGACUGCACACUGUGCUCGGUGAGGUGAACAAAAACACUCUUCCUGUGGAGAUUUAAUAGCAGUGGACAUUCAAGGCAGGCACAAUGUUUUAACUCCUGUUUCAAAAAGCCAUUUUGACUGUCAUGUGUUAUAACUUGACCUCCCGGUUUUCUUAUCAAUUGUUUAUUACAGGGUCAAGCGGGUCUAUUGUGCACAAUGAAUCUAAACAUUUUUUAGAUUGUCAUUUUUCCAAAGACAAUGCAUUUGUAAUUUGGCCAAGCGAUAUGUUGUAUGGCGUCAAACAGAUGAAUCUAUUAUACUCGAUUGCCCUGGCUCGUUUUGUUCACACUCUCUCCUUGACAAAAUCUAGGUUUUUCAAAACCAGGGAACUAAAUUACCUCAUGAAGUUGAUUGUAAACUUUAAUGUAGUGAUAACAAACCAG
Sinocyclocheilus rhinocerous is the source of this 3672-nucleotide messenger RNA. RefSeq names its product numb-like protein. NCBI's taxonomy places the organism in Eukaryota, Metazoa, Chordata, Actinopteri, Cypriniformes, Cyprinidae. The transcript has 8 exons. The record is from RefSeq and is a predicted model, not a curated record. Gene Ontology annotation, cellular component: cytoplasm. Gene Ontology annotation, biological process: positive regulation of neurogenesis. The coding region runs from base 328 to 1854 and encodes 508 amino acids.